This is a messenger RNA of Dunckerocampus dactyliophorus (ringed pipefish), 2997 nucleotides long. RefSeq names its product hepatic and glial cell adhesion molecule b (gene hepacamb). The transcript is spliced from 7 exons. The coding region runs from base 372 to 1385 and encodes 337 amino acids. The record is from RefSeq and is a predicted model, not a curated record. Lineage: Eukaryota; Metazoa; Chordata; Actinopteri; Syngnathiformes; Syngnathidae.
GUAAUUUUCGGCCAAGGGGGCGGGGCAAAAGGAGCUACAAAGUCAUGAAGAUGAUGAAGAUGAUGGCUGAGGCGCACUUAAAAGUCAAAAUAAAUCAAUGGAUUUUGUUGUUGUCGUGUGUGGAUUUUUUUCACACAGCAAGCUGCAGAGUCAUGGAGCUGCUAGCAUAGCAUGGCAGCUGUAUUGCUCCCCGUCAGCUGCCAAGAGGGGGACAAUUGCCACUUUUGUUAGCGGAUGCUGGCCCAUGCAUCCUACAGACAUUUGACAGUGGUUGCCGUGGCGACAUGGAGCCGCCGAGUAAACUGCCUCGCCAUUGAGUCAGAAGUUUCUUUCUUCCUACAGUUUUGUUGUUUAAGCACUAUUAAAGGCUCAUGGCCAUGCUUUUCUGUGCAGGUGGGGUGCUAGCAGUCAACAUGACCCUCCCCAGCGCCCUCAUCAGAGGCACAGUAGGAGGCGAGGCCCUCCUGUCUGUACACUACGUCAGUUUUAGCGCCGACCUGCCCAUCAUCAAGUGGCAGCUCCGCCGGGAAAAGUCGGUCACCGUCGUCCAGUCCAUUGGUACAGACAUUGUGGGGACGCUCAGGCCUGAUUAUCGCGAUCGCAUUCUGAUAUUUGAGAACGGAUCCCUGCUCCUGCACAACCUGAGGGUGUCCGAUGAGGGCACGUACGAUGUGGAGAUCUCCAUCACGGAUGAUACAUUCACGGGGGAAGGAAGCAUCGCACUCACGGUGGACGAGCCAGUAUCCCGACCUUACAUCCACCUGGAGGCUUCAUCCGUGUUGGAACGCAGUGAAAACGUCAUCCUCAACUGUUCGCACGACACGGGAACCAGGACCUCGUACAAGUGGUUAAAAGGCGGCACAGCGCUGGGCAAUGACACCAGGCUCGUGCUGUCACAUGACCACAAGCUCCUGACCAUCACUCGGGUCACCAUGCUGGAUGACGAUGUCUACAGCUGCAUCGUGGAAAACCCGGUGGGCUUCGCAACAAGCCUGCCAAUCAGACUGAGUGUCUACAAAAGAAGUUCCAUCUAUAUCAUUCUCUCCACUGGUGGCAUCUUCCUCUUGAUCACCUUGGUAACAGUCUGCGCCUGCUGGACACCAUACAAAAAGCCAAGACGCCCAACAAGAAAGUCUUUCUCCAGAUUUUAUAAUCAACGCACAUCAAGACGUCGCACAGCUGAUGCAUCUCCACAAGAGAUGCAGCACAAUGGAAAGAACGCGGUGACGUCGCUUUUCGUCCUGCAGCAAAAGGAUCUUUCCCCGAGCGACUCUUCCGUCAACAGUACCGGAUCCACUUCUGAACUUGAGCACCCUCCAAGUUAUACUCACUACAUUGAUUCACUUACCAGGGCUAAUGCCCAGGCCAUACAGAGGUGUAGCUGAAACCUGCAGCACCUUCUUCUGCACCAAUUGUGACUCUUGCUUGGCUUAAAAAGACAUCACUAUGCACAUUUAUCUCACUUGGGAAGCUUAAUUUUGGUGGGUUUUUUUGCAGAUGUGAAUUUGGUAUGCAUGGCAUGUAAUUAGUGAGGGCUUUCCACCUACUACAAAACUACUAUAAUGUGUAGUUUAAUUAGAACUACACAUGGUUACCACUUCCGUUUAAAAAAAAAAAGAAGACACUGUUUCCUUCUUUAGUUGGCUCAAGAUAUGCUAAGCUGUUAAAUAAAUAUAAAUUUGUAUUAUUUGCUUAUUUAAGCCACUAAAUCACCUGAUUGAGGGGCGGUAACAUACUCAAAAAUUUACCGAGCAGCAUAAAUACAUAGUUUAACCAAACCCUGCUCAGUAGCGCCCCUGCCGGAGUGUGAGAAAUACCCUGCACCAGUGUCUGAUUACCAGGAAAUCUGCUCAUGUUCAUCUGCUCCAUGACAGGGUGCACCAAAAUCAUCAAAGAGCAUAUACAGUGACAUAAACUGGUCCCAUUUUGGUGGAUUUGGGGUUUCAGAGGUUUUCUUUGUUUUCUGUGUAAUGUUGUCAUGUGGGCCGUUUAAGUUUAAUUGGAUAAUAAGCUGAGAGGGCCAAUAAAAAAAACUAAAUGGGGGCCACAAAUGGUACUCAGGCUGUACUUUGGUCAUCUCUUGAGUUAAUGUGUUUUUUUGGGUGCUGUAUGUUAGAUUUUAAGUGAGAAAACUUGUUUCAUAGAUAUUCCAAAUGAUAUACAGUAGUGUGAAAAGUGUUUGCACCUUUCUGAGUUCUUAUUUUUUUGCAUGUUUGUCAUACUUAAAUGUUUCAGAUCAUCAAACAUUUAAAUAUUAGUCAAUGCAGUUUUUAAAUGAAACUUUUUAUUAAGGGAGAAUAAAAAUCCAAAUCUACAUGGCCCAGUGUGAAAAAGUGAUUGCUCCCUAAACCUAAUAACUGGUUAGGCCACCCUUAGCAGCAAUAAUCAAGCAUUUGCGAUAACUUGCAAUGAGUCUCUUACAGUGCUACGGAGGAAUUUUGGCCCACUCAUUUUUGCAGAAUUGUUGUAAUUCAGCCACAUUGGAGGGUUUUCCAGCAUGAACCGCCUUUUUAAGGUCAUGCCACAGCAUCUCAAUAGGAUUCAGGUCAGGACUUUGACUAGGCCACUCCAAAGUCUUCAUUUUGUUUUUCUUCAGCCAUUCAUAGGUGGACUUGCUGGUGUGUUUUGGAUCAUUGUCCUGCUGCAGAACCCAAGUUGGUUUCAGCUUGAGGUCACAAACAGAUGGCUGGACAUUCUCCUUCUGGAUUUUUUGGAAGACAGCAGAAUUAAUUUUUCAUUCACACAGGGUCAUGGAGGUUUGGAUGUUCUUUCUCCCUUAAUAAGUUUCAUUUAAAAACUGCAUUUUGUGUUCAGUUGUGUCCUCAUUGACUAAUAUUUUAAUUUGUUUGAUGAUUUCAAACAUUUAUGUGUGACAUACAUACAAAACGAAAUACGAAAUCAGGAUGGAAUCAGGAAAACACUUUCACACCACUGUAAUUAUUAUCACACAAUUGUAUUAUGUUACUUAAACAAUAAAUAAAGUCCUCUUGCAGUAGA